This is a messenger RNA of Thecamonas trahens ATCC 50062, 1215 nucleotides long. RefSeq lists its product as uncharacterized. The transcript has 2 exons. Lineage: Eukaryota; Apusomonadida; Apusomonadidae. The record is from RefSeq and is a predicted model, not a curated record. The coding region runs from base 119 to 1075 and encodes 318 amino acids.
CGCCACCGCCACCACCACCACAACUACAACUACCCCUCACCUGACUUCACGUCCCACCUAACACCCCUCCACAACCACAGCCACCCGCCCCGCCACCCCUCCGCACACUCCCACAUCAAUGGCCUUCACCUCGCGGGCCAAACGCUCGUUCGGCUUUGGCGCACCCACUCCUGCCGCUGUAGGUCCGGGCGCAUACAACGUGCCGUCGGGCAUUCGCGUGGGGCGGCGGUCGGCGGCUCCGUUUGGGACGUCGAGCAUGCGAGCGGUGCAUCUGCCGCCGGCCGGCUCACCUGGGCCGGGCUCGUACGAUGUGGCGCAAGCCGCUGGUCUCACCAUCCAGACCCGGCCGGCACAUCAUGCAGCGCGCGGGCGGGUUGUCCCGUUCGGAUCGCGCGCCUCGCGGUUUCCGCGGUCGCACGCCAGGGCUGCGCGUCCCGGCGCCCCCGAACACGCCGCCUCUCUUGCUGCCGGGCCACACUCUGGUGCAGCCGCCAGCGAACGCCUCGCCUCUGCCCUUGAUCGCGCCGCUGAACAACGCCAGCGCCACCUCGCCUUGCGCAUUCCGCGUGGCCGUCGCGGUGCCGCCGCCCCUGCUGGCCGUCUGGGCCGCUCAUCUGUUCCAUCUAUCCCGGCCUCCCGCUCGGGACACGGCUACGAUGAAGAUGACCGCGGAAACUUGGUUCCGUAUCCGGCUGACGAUCACGCGGCUGUUUCAAAGCUCGGCCCGGGGCCAAGCACCUACACCCCGCGUGACACCAUUUUGCGCUCCCGCGUCCCUGCCCCAUCGCUCGCCGGCUACGCCGGCCGAAAAUCCUCUCCCCGCGCCUCGGCCGCCAAAGACACUCCUGGUCCGGGCUCCUACGCCGUCUCCGAAGCCUACUCUGCCACCAUCACUAGCAACACACGCUCGCCGCGUCGCGCCGCGCCUGUCCCCUUCAACACCACUGCCCGCCGCGUCCCACUCACUGCUCCCAACGCCGACGCCCUCCCCGGUCCAGGAUCGUACGAGCUCGAUCAGACUCCACUCUACGCUCCCAAGUCGUUCAAUGUCACCUACGACGAUGUCUACAUGUGAGGUCGUUGUUCUCCCUCGUGAUGCGAGCAGCUUGAUCCAGUCCGGGUAUCUGCUGCCUCUCUGCAUUACUGUGAUCCUUGAAGUAUUUGCCAGUCAUAAGCCGCCGUUAAUCCAACUGAAGUGCGCUAGCUUGGACAACG